CCAUAACCUAUCCCGGACGUAAGCCAGACAAACAGCCAUGGUGCUCUGGGGACUGCUAGUGGCCUUGCUCGUGGUCAUCAUGGGGUACCUGUGCCUGCCAGGGUUGUUCCGACAACGUAGACCCCAGGAGCCUCCUCUGGACAAGGGCACCAUACCCUGGCUGGGCCAUGCCAUGAUCUUCCGGAAGAACAUGUUUGAGUUCUUGAAGCAUAUGCGGUCCAAGCACGGGGAUGUGUUCACCGUGCAGCUGGGGGGCCAGUACUUCACGUUUGUCAUGGAUCCUCUCUCCUUUGGCCCCAUCCUCAAGGAUGGGAAAAGAAAACUUGACUUUGUGGAGUAUGCAAAGAGACUGGUGUUGAAGGUGUUUGGAUACCAGUCAAUAGAAGGGGACCACAAUAUGAUACACUCAGCCAGUAUCAAGUAUCUCAUGGGACACGGCUUGGAAGACCUCAACAAGGCCAUGCUGGACAGCCUGUCGCUGGUGAUGCUGGGGCCCGAAGGCCGGGACCCAGAUGCCAGCCAAUGGCGUGAGGAUGGUCUCUUUCACUUUUGUUAUGGCAUCAUGUUCAAGGCUGGCUACCUGAGCUUAUUUGGCCACACCAAGGACAAGAAGCAGGACUUGCUCCAGGCCGAAGAGAUAUUCGUGAAGUUCCGCAGGUUUGAUCUUCUGUUCCCCAGGUUUGUCUAUUCUUUACUGGGGCCCCGGGAGUGGCAAGAAGUAGGCCACCUCCAGCAGCUCUUUCACAAGCAGCUGUCUGCGAAACACACCCAGGAGAAGGAAGGCAUGAGCACCUGGAUAGGCCAGAUGCUGCAGUUUCUCAGGGAGCAUGGAGUGGCACCAGCUAUGCAGAGCAAGUUCAACUUCAUGAUGCUCUGGGCUUCCCAGGGAAACACAGGACCCGCCUCCUUCUGGGCCCUCCUGUUCCUCCUGAAACACCCGGAAGCCAUGCAAGCUGUAAAGGAGGAGGCCACCCGGGUCCUGGGCAAGAUGAGGCUGGAAGUCAAGCAGUCCUUCACCCUCCAGCUCAGUGCCUUGCAACACAUCCCAGUGCUGGACAGCGUGAUGGAGGAGACGCUGAGGCUGGGUGCUGCUCCCACGCUGUACCGGAUGGUGCAGGAAGACUAUGUCCUGACGAUGGCCAAUGGGCAGCAGUGCCUGUUCCGCCAGGGAGACAUCGUGACCCUCUUCCCCUACCUCUCAGUGCACAUGGACCCUGAGAUCCACCCAGAGCCCACCACCUUUAAGUACGAUCGCUUCCUCAACCCCAACGGCAGCCGCAAAGUGGACUUCUAUAAGGCAGGCCAGAAGAUCCACCACUACACCAUGCCCUGGGGCUCAGGUGUCUCCAUCUGCCCUGGGAGAUUCUUUGCUCUCAGUGAGAUGAAGCUCUUUGUCCUGCUCAUGGUCAAUUACUUUGACUUGGAGCUGGUGGAUCCUAACACACCCGUGCCACCUAUUGACCCUCGGCGCUGGGGCUUUGGAACCAUGCAGCCCAGCCAGGACGUGCAAAUCCGCUAUCGCCUGAAGCCCCUGGACUGA
This is a messenger RNA of Ochotona princeps (American pika), 1540 nucleotides long. Its product is annotated as 7-alpha-hydroxycholest-4-en-3-one 12-alpha-hydroxylase. Gene Ontology annotation, molecular function: sterol 12-alpha-hydroxylase activity; heme binding; iron ion binding. The transcript has a single exon. The coding region runs from base 38 to 1540 and encodes 500 amino acids. The record is from RefSeq and is a predicted model, not a curated record. NCBI's taxonomy places the organism in Eukaryota, Metazoa, Chordata, Mammalia, Lagomorpha, Ochotonidae.